Molecule: messenger RNA, 985 nt
Organism: Hirundo rustica (Barn swallow)
Lineage: Eukaryota; Metazoa; Chordata; Aves; Passeriformes; Hirundinidae
Exons: 3
Coding region: 1-825 (274 amino acids)
Source: RefSeq, a predicted model, not a curated record
AUGCAGAGGAUGCCACAGAAAUUGCAAGAGCUGCAGAGCUGGAAUAUGAUCCCCACAAGCCACUCCUCAGGAGGAGCACAAAUCUCUGAAAAGUCUAGGGAAGCUGAGUUGGAAGAGGCACUGAGGAGCAGUGUCACCACAAGCAGGCUGCAGGUGAACCACAGUGUGCAUGAAGAGCUGCAAGUCUGCAGCAGCUGUUGUUUAAUCAUUGUGGAUCCAUUGCCAGGGAACUUCAACCACCAUCAGGUCUUAGGCUGGGAUAUCUGCUUGAAGCAAAAGCACAAACCUAUAACCAGACGUGAAGUGCAGCUGUCAGGACUGGUGUCAGACACAGGCGAUGCAAAUCUCUGGCAGAAAACCAGCUGCUGUCCUCAGCAUUUGCUUUGCCCAUCCUCCAGCCAUGAGACACUCAUCUGGGUAGAGCUGUGGAGGGAGGCUGAGGCGGUGCAGGGAAGCGGCUCCUGCUGGGAAGGGGCGAGAGGGAGGAGUCUCCCUACCCAGCGCUCCUCAAACUUGCACCUUCUUCCUUUCUGCUCCAUCUUGACAGCUGUGACCAAGGCUCCUCUUUUCCCUGCACUUCCUGGUUUUUGCCCCACUCCCCCCCGCCCCAGGCAAGGAAGGACACUGGUCCCACAGCCUGGGGCAGCUCCUCUGGAGGCUGAGUCAGCUCCAUGGAUACAGGACAGCACUGCUGGAGACCCACCCUUGUGGGGGUGUGCAGCUGUGACGCCCAGCAUCAUUAACUUGGAUAAUAGGACUGAGCCACAGCCAGCCACCCUGGCUUUGUAUAGCUCCACGCUGUGUUUGUUUUUGCAGUGUUUCUGACACAAACCCCUUUAGAGCUGCUUAGCUGAGAACCUUUUGGUAAUAUACACUGCAUCCUGCCUGCAAUGAUAAUAGAAAAGAAUCCUUCUUUCUACGCUCAUGAUUUCAAGUACAUUUGGUUGGUUGGUUUGUUCGCUUGUUUCUCUAGGAAGAGCAAGGA